Molecule: messenger RNA, 414 nt
Organism: Rangifer tarandus platyrhynchus (Svalbard reindeer)
Lineage: Eukaryota; Metazoa; Chordata; Mammalia; Artiodactyla; Cervidae
Source: the annotation of a GenBank genome assembly
AUGUUUGCAUUUCCGCAAGUGACUUCUGGGAAGUCCCCACUGCUGGGGUUCUAUGAUAUUUGUAGAUGGCGGGGCGCGGCCAGCCGGCGCCCCGUGCUGUGCGUAGAGGGCUUUCUCAGAUCCGGUGCUGCCGGGCCGCAUUUGCCUUUUGUGAAGGCGGAACUCAAGGUGUAUCCUCAUAGGAAGGAAAGCGUCAGCCAGGAUGGGCGUGGGGCUGGGCAGAGCCAGGCCGAAAGGCCCUACAUCUGCUUGGUUGUCUGGUCGGGGCUCACAGUGGGCUGUGUGGGGCGGGUGGGGGUCUCCGCCGUGAUCCUUAAAGGAUUUCCGUGUGGGUGGGUGCACGUGGGCACAACUUUGUACUCAGAAUUUGUACUCUUGGUCAUGUGGGAACCACAGGACUGCUCUGCAGACUGA